AUGGCUUACUCCCAAGGUGCAACCGUUCCAAACACGGCGCCUGUGUUUCAUCCAACAGUAUGGGGUGACUUCUUCAUCGACUACAGUCCAGAAAUAUUACAGAUGUCCGAGGAAUGGAUGACAGAUAGGUCCAAUCAAUUGAAGGAGAAUGUGCUUGUGAUACUUGAGGCUUGCACUACUACAGUUGAUAAACUGAACCUUGUGGACACUCUCCAACAUCUAAGUAUAGAUCAUCAUUUCGAUGAACAAAUUAUCUCCAUAUUAAGAAACAUACAUGCUUCUGAAUCCAAUAGCUCCAACCUUCAUGAGGUCGCCCUUCGAUUCCGCUUACUGAGGCAACAUGGACUCUGGGUAUCUCCAGAUGUAUUCAACAAGUUCAAAGACGAAGAUGGGGCGUUCAAUGUUGGUAUAAGUAAUGACCCAAGGGGACUCCUAAGCUUAUACAACGCAUCAUAUCUUUUAACUCAUGGAGAGACGGAACUUGAAGAAAGUAUCUUGUUUGCAAGGAAACACCUUGAGUCAAUGGAAAGCGACCUCAAGCCCCCAUUGGCCGAGCAAGUCAGGCGUUCUCUUCACUUACCACUGCCUAAGACUUUGAAGAGAGUAGAGGCGCUGCAUUAUAUGUCAGAAUACAAAUACGAGCCUAUGCACAAUUCUACAAUUCUAGAAUUAGCAAAAUUGGAUUUUAACCUUCUGCAACACCUCCAUUUGAAGGAGCUCAAGGCUCUCUCGAGGUGGUGGAGAGAUCUUUAUAGAGAAGUGGGGCUAACUUACUCACGAGACCGUGUAGUGGAGUGCUACUUGUGGUCAUACAUGGCAUACUGUGAGAAAAAGUAUUCGCGUGCAAGAAUUAUUCUAGCCAAAAUAGUCGCAAUAAUAAUCAUGACAGAUGACACUUAUGAUGUGCGUGCUAGUUUGAUGGAGUGUAGACAACUCAAUGAAGCUAUACAAAGAUGGGAGGAGAGUGCCAUUUCUCUUCUACCAGAGUACCUCAAGAAUUUCUACCUCAAGCUGAUAAGCACAUUUAAAGAGUUUGAAGACGAGUUGGAACCAGAUGAGAAAUAUCGUGUCUCUUUUAGCAUAAAAGCGUUUCAAAUAUUAUCAAUUAACUAUCUCCAAGAAGCUGAAUGGUCUCAUCAUAAUUACAAGCCAAGAUUUAAUGAUCAAGUGGAGGUAUCUAGUAUAUGGUCUGGUGCACCACUGGCAUGUGUUGGCUUGUUUGUUGGUAUGGGUGAUAUUGCAACCAAGGAGAUACUCGAAUGGGCACUUGGUUGUACAGAUGCUGUCAAGGCAUCUGCAGUGGUGACACGAUUAAUGAAUGAACUUGCUUCGUUUAAGCGUGGAAAGAACAAAAAUGAUGUGGCCAGUUCAGUUGAGUGUUACAUUAGUGAGCAUGGUGUGACAGGUGAUGUUGCUAUUGCCAAGAUAGGUUCUAUGAUUGAAGAUGCCUGGAAGACUACAAACCAUGCACGCUUUGAGCUUGCUGAGCUUUUUCCUGCGGUACAACUAGUCGCGAAUGUAUCAAUCAGCAUGUGGUUCAUGUACGCCAACCAGAAGGACUCUUUUACAUUUAGCAAUGGCCUUGACGGGACGAUUAGGCGCCUAUUUGUCAAUUCUAUUCGCUUCUAG
This is a messenger RNA of Lolium rigidum, 1629 nucleotides long. Its product is annotated as tau-cadinol synthase-like. Gene Ontology annotation, biological process: diterpenoid biosynthetic process. The transcript has 8 exons. NCBI's taxonomy places the organism in Eukaryota, Viridiplantae, Streptophyta, Magnoliopsida, Poales, Poaceae. The record is from RefSeq and is a predicted model, not a curated record. Gene Ontology annotation, molecular function: terpene synthase activity; magnesium ion binding. The coding region runs from base 1 to 1629 and encodes 542 amino acids.